AUGUUGAGGGUACUUCAGUUUCUGGUGCUUGCUGCAGCAGCACCAGCACGAGAAGCAGCAGCAGCAACAGCAGUAGGAGCAGCAGCAGCAGCAGCUCUACCUGAACCUACGUCAACAGCAGCAGAUGAUAUACCCGUAACUACAGCAGAAACAGCAGCAGCAGCAGCAGCACCAGACGGAUCUGAAGAGCCCUUAGAAGCUCCUUUAAAAGUUGUUGAUGAUAAUGCUACACCAGAGUCUGACCCCAGACAGAAUAUGUCUGUUGUUUAUCUAGAUGCACACGCAGCAGAAGUAAAAGAGCUGGAGGAGCAGCAGCGGAUGCAGGACGAGCUGCAGCAGCAGCUGCAAGAGCAGAUGCAGGAGCUGCAGCAGCAGUCUAGCUGCCAAGAUAAAUCAGCAGCAGCAAAGCAGCAAGAGGAGACACCUGAAGCAGAGGAGACACCUCAGACAAAGCAAAUACCUCAGCAGCGCGUCGCCCCACAGCAGCAACCAGAGGACUCAGAAGAGGGGGCGGCCCCUACACGCAGACUACAGGAGACAACUCAGCAGCAGGAGGAGGAGACACCUCAGCAGCAGCAGCAGGAGACACCUCAGGCAGACGAAACAUCUCAGCAGCAGCAGGAGGAGACAUCUCAGCAGCAGCAAGAAGAGACAUCUCAGCAGCAGCAGGAAGAGACAUCUCAGCAGCAGCAAGAAGAGACAUCUCAGCAGCAGCAAGAAGAGACAUCUCAGCAGCAGCAGCAGGAGACAUCUGAACAAGCACCGACACGUAGACUAGAGGGGACAGCUCAGGGAGAGGAGACACCUCGGCAGCAGCAGGAGGCAUCUCAGCAAGAAGAGACAUCUCAGCAGCAGCAGGAAGAGACAUCUCAGCAGCAGCAAGAAGAGACGUCUCAGCAGCAGCAGGAUGCACCUCAGGUAGAGGAGACCUCUCAGCAACAAGGAGAGACAACUCAGCAGCAAGAAGAAACAUCACAGCAGCAGCAGGAGACAUCUCAGCAGCAGCAGGAGACAUCUCAGCAGGAGACAUCUCAGCAGGAGACACCUCAGCAGCAAGAAGGGGAAUCUCAGCAGCAGCAGGAGGAGGCACCUCAGCAGCAGGCGGAGACACGCAGACUAGCGGAGACACCUGAGCAGCAGGAGACCUCUCAGCAGCAGGAGGAGACAUCUCAGCCGCAGGAAGAGGCAUCUCAGCAGCAGCAGGAGGCAUCUCAGCAGGAGACAUCUCAGCAGCAGGAGACAUCUCAGCAGGAGACACCUCAGCAGCAGGAGGAGGAGGCAUCUCAGCAGCAGGCGGAGACACGCAGACUAGCGGAGACACCCCAGCAGGACGGGGAGGUAUCUGAGCAGCAGCAGGAGACCUCUCAGCAGCAGCAGGAGACAUCUCAGCAGCAGGAGGAGGAGGCACCUCAGCAGGAGACCUCUCAGCAGGAGACAUUUCAGCAGCAGCAAGAGACAUCUCAGCAGCAGCAGGAGGAGGCACCUCAGCAGCAGGCGGAGACACGCAGACUAGCGGAGACACCUGAGCAGCAGGAGGCACCUCAGCAGCAGGAGGAGACAUCUCAGCCGCAGGAAGAGGCAUCUCAGCAGCAGCAGGAGACAUCCCAGCAGCAGCAGGAGGCACCUCAGCAGGAGACAUCUCAGCAGCAGGAGACAUCUCAGCAGGAGACACCUCAGCAGGAGACACCCCAGCAGCAGGAGGAGGAGGCAUCUCAGCAGCAGGCGGAGACGCGCAGACUAGCGGAGACACCCCAGCAGGACGGGGAGGUAUCUGAGCAGCAGCAGGAGACCUCUCAGCAGCAGCAGGAGACAUCUCAGCAGCAGCAGGAAACAUCUCAGCAGCAGGAGACAUCUCAGCAGCAGCAUGAGGCAUCUCAGCAGCAAGAAGAGACAUCUCAGAAGCAGCAAGAAGAGACAUCUCAGCAGCAGCAGGAGACAUCUCAGCAGCAGGCGGAGACACGUAGACUAGAGGAGACACCGCAGCAGGAGACCCCUCAGCAGCAGCAGGAGACAUCUCAGCAGCAGGAUGAGACAUCCCAGCAGCAGCAAGAAGAGACAUCUCAGCAGCAGGAGGGGGAGUCUAUGCUAGACAAGACAACCCAGACACAGUCGGCAUCCCAGCAAGAGGAGACACCUGAGGUAGAGACACCUCAGCAGGAAGAGACAUCUCAGCAGCAGCAGGAAGAGACAUCUCAGCAGCAGCAGGAAGAGACAUCUCAGCAGGAAGAGACAUCUCAGCAGCAGCAGGUAGAGACAUCUCAGCAGCAGCAGGAGACAUCUCAGCAGCAGCAGGAAGAGACAUCUCAGCAGCAGCAGGUAGAGACAUCUCAGCAGCAGCAGGAGACCUCUCAGCAGCAGCAGGAGAUCUCCCAGCAGCAGCAGGAGACCUCUCAGCAGCAGCAGGAGACUUCUCAGCAGCAGCAGGAGACCUCCCAGCAGCAGCAGGAGACCUCCCAGCAGCAGCAGGAGACAUCUCAGCAGCAGCAGGAGACAUCUCAGCAAGAAACAUCUCAGCAGCAGGAGGAGACAUCUCAGCAGCAGGAGGCAUCUCAGCAGGAGACAGCUGAGGUAGAGGAGACACCUCGCCAGGAGGAGGCGUCUCAGCAGCAGGAGGAGACACCUCAGCAGCAGGAGGCAUCUCAGCAGGAGGAGGCAUCUCAGCAGCAAGAAGAGACAUCUCAGCAGCAGGAGGCAUCGCAGCAGCAGGAGACAUCUCAGCAGCAGCAGGAGACAUCUCAGCAGCAGCAGGAGGUGUCUCAGACAGAGGAGACCUCUCAGAAGGAGGAGACACCUCAGGCAGAGGGGAUAUCUCAGAGAGAUGAGACAACUCAGACAGAGGAGACACCUGGGCAGGAGGAGACACCCCAGACACAGGAGACAUCUCAGCAGCAGGAGGCGUCUCAGCAGCAGGAGGAGGCUUCUCAGCAGCAGGAGGAGGCUUCUCAGCAGCAGGAGGAGGCACCUCAGCAGCAGGAGGAGGCUUCUCAGCAAGAGGAGACAUCUCAGCAGCAGCAGGAGACCUCUCAGGUAGAAGAGGCAUCUCAGCAGCAAGGGGAGACACCUGAGGUAAAGGAGACAUCACGCCAAGAGGAGACAGCUCAGCAGCAGCAGGAGACAUCUCAGCAGCAAGAGGAGACAGCUCAGCAGCAGGAGGAGACACCUCAGCAGCAAGAGGAGACAGCUCAGCAGCAGGAGGAGACACCUCAGCAGCAAGAGGAGACAGCUCAGCAGCAGGAGACGUCUCAAGCAGAGACAACUCAGGAAGAGAAGACAACUCAGACAGAGGAGGCACUCUCUGAAGCGGAGACAGCUCCUUCCUUGGUGGAGUAA
Molecule: messenger RNA, 3330 nt
Organism: Eimeria acervulina
Lineage: Eukaryota; Apicomplexa; Conoidasida; Eucoccidiorida; Eimeriidae
Exons: 2
Coding region: 1-3330 (1109 amino acids)
Source: RefSeq, a predicted model, not a curated record